Episyrphus balteatus (marmalade hoverfly) is the source of this 3478-nucleotide messenger RNA. Its product is annotated as caprin homolog. The record is from RefSeq and is a predicted model, not a curated record. Gene Ontology annotation, cellular component: cytoplasm. The coding region runs from base 48 to 3104 and encodes 1018 amino acids. Gene Ontology annotation, molecular function: RNA binding. NCBI's taxonomy places the organism in Eukaryota, Metazoa, Arthropoda, Insecta, Diptera, Syrphidae. The transcript is spliced from 4 exons.
AUAUUCUUUCCAUCUUUCUCCAUUCCUGCUUCAGCUUUUGUCUGUGAAUGAUGCCGUCUGCCUCAAACAACACCAAGUUAGAAAAACAGGUCUCCGGCACCCCAGCGGAGUCUUCUUCAAGUGACAAUAAUAAUGCCACAAAUCCGAUGAAACAAGCUUUAGUAACAAUUGAACAUAAAAUUCGUAAUUUGGAAAAGCGUAAGACCAAAUUGGAGUCCUAUCGAGCGAUACAGGCCUCCGGUAAGGAAUUGAGCGCUGACCAAAAAGCUGCUGUUGCUAAAUACGAUGCUGUGACUCAGACUUUGGAGUUUGCACGAGAUCUGUCCAAGCAGAUGUUGCAAUUCUCCAAAGAUGCCGAAAAGGAGCAGAAGAAGCAAGCUAGAAAGGAUGCCAUCGCAAGGGCACAAACGGAAACAAGUAAAAUUCGUGAAGUUCUGGUUAUACAGAAUAUUUUGACAAACAUGUCGAUUGAUGAGAUCCGUGAAGCAUUCUUAAGCGGUGAGAAUGGUGCUGUUAAGCUGGAGCCAGCCGAUCUGGAGAACUUGGAUAAAUUCCUUUCGGAUAUUCAAGUAAGACGCCCAGAACAGACUGAAGAUGUUCCAUUCUUGACUUUAGCCCAAAAGGCUGCAGAGUAUUUGUCGAUGACAAUUGAUGGCCGCCCCAAGCAAUAUGGCGAGACAACUUUUGAGAAUUUGAAGCGUAUUUGCCAACAAAUUCAAGAAUCUGGCUACUUGGACAAAGUUCAUUGCGUCAAUCAACCUGAAGUUGUUGAAGAACCGUCUGCUGUCACAGAAGAAGUUAUUGCAUGCGAACAACAAGAAGAAGAGCAAGUUGAAGCAAACGAUGAAGUUGUCGAAGAAGAUGAUGUUGCAGAUGAAAAUUCUGCUGAACAACAACAACAACAGCAGCAGCAACAACAAGAAGAUGAACCUCAUCAAAUGAUUCAAACCGCACCGAUCUAUAAUGCCAACACUCCGGUUGUGAACAAUGUCUUUAUUUUGGAGACAAACGAAGUUGCACCGGUCUUUGUUGCACCGCAGGUUCAUAAUCAUAUGCAAACUACCCCACCUCCAAGUGGUAUCGUUUCCAAUCAACAACCGCCACAGCAUCAUCAGCAACAACAACAACAACACCAACAGCGUCAGCAACAUCAACAACAACAACAGCAACAACAACAACCCCAACCGCAUUCACGACAAGUGGUUCCUAGCCCAGUGAAUAUGCAACAACAACAACAGCAAGCAACUGGAAUGCCCCAAGUUGUUCCAGCUGCAAUUGCAGCAGUUCCAGCUCAUUUCCCAGCAACAACCGUACGUGCCGUUGAGGAAGCCUAUUUCAAGCAGCAGCAAUAUCUGCAGCAAAUGCGUCCUCUGGCCGAAGUCAUUGGGGGAGGUAAUUUCUUCUUCCUGCAGGACAGUGAAUUGGAUUCUCCAGACGUUGGAAGUGGCGCAACAGCCUACAACAACCCAAUCGAGGUACAAACACAGUGCACAAAUGUUUUCAAUCAACAACAUCCAUCUCAGCCACCUACACAUCAGCAUCAACAACAACAACAGCAACAACAACACCAACAACAGCAGCAACAACACCAAAUGCAAAUGAUUCAGCAACCACCAGUUUCUCAACAACAACCAGCUCCUCAAACUCAACAGCCACCACAACAACAGCAACAACAACAGCAGCAGCAGCAACAACAACAACAACAACAGCAGCAACAACAACAACAACAACAACAACAUUUGCCUAAAGGAGCUCAUGUCAAUAUGGCCGCACCCAUCCCCACGCAAACAUUCACAAACCAAUCAUUCCCUCCAUUAGUGCAAGCACCACCUGCACUCUACCCAGUGGCCCCCAAUUCUGUUGCCGCAUCACUUCAAUCUCCACUUAGCUGUGUCCCAGGACAAGCAGACAAGCAACAGCAGCUCCCCCAAGCAGUAUAUUCCCCAGCUGUCAAUGCCAGCCCUGCAAUCCUCUCAGUUCAACAUCAAAUGAUUGCAGCCACUGGUCAUCCACCUCAAAUGGAUCAACAACAACCUGGAGCAGUUGUCAUGAUGAAUCGACUUCCAUUGACUGGUUUUCAGCAGUUCGAAAACAAUCCAGUUGCUGCUCCAGUGCAGGUGCUCAACCCAACGCCAACACUCCAGCAGCCAACUGAUCCAUAUACUGAACAAAUUGAAGCCAUCAAAGAAGAUGUUGCCGCUUUAUCGACUACCGAAGAAGUCAACACAAGCCCCACCAGCGAUUGGGAAACUCCAGCUGAUCGAGAUGACCGUCGACGUGAUGAUUCACAAUCGAAGCCAGUCGAAUCGAAUCAAUGGAGCAGUGAAAUGAACAGCGCUGCUCUCUUUACUACCACCUCCAGCGGUGGUGGCGGCGGCGGCAACCAAUCUGAUUCUAGCUCCAAUGCCAAUUCCAAUUCACGAAAGAACGACUGGAACGAUGACAACCACCACCAGGGCCGUCACGAGAGUAACCACUGGUCCAGCAGCAACCAUCAGAACGACAGCUAUGGUGGCGGAAGACCACGCCACAACAACUACAACCGAAAUGACCAACGUGGACGUGAUGGCGGACGUUCCAACAAUGGUUUGGAUCGCAUGGAUCGUGGUAGCAUGCGCGGCGGCAACAGUGGUGGCCCAGGUAUGGGAGGAAGUGGUGGUUACCGUGGCAGAAGCAACUACUCGUCUCAAUCCCAACAGAAUGGCAGUGGCAGAGGAAGUAACGUUUACUUCCGUGACAAUGGUUAUUAUCAAAAUGGAAAUUCCAACAACGGAAGUGGCGGCGGUGGCAGUAACAACGGCGGCAGUGGCGGCGGAUACAACAAAGACGGUGGCGGAAGCGGCGGCGGUCAACGCUACGACAACACAAGCAACUACAGAUCUCGUGGAGGCAACAACGCUAGCAACAACAACAACACCAACAGUCGAAACAAUACAGGCUCCACCAACGGCGGCACCAGAUCCUCCAUGUCGUCUAUGUCUGGCAGCGGAAUGAAUGGACCACGCACCGGAGGCAAUCGCCCAUCUGGUGGCGGCGGAUCCUCCGGUUCCUCCUACGUAAAUUCCAGACAACCAAACCCAAGGCAACAACAAGACGUUGCGUAAACCAAGAAAAAAAAAUGUAAGCAGGAAGCAAUUAAACAUUUAAAAACAAAAGCAAAAAAAUAACGUGUGCUCCCAAAAGCACACUUCAAAAAGAUUUAAAAAAAAACCUAGUACUAACUAACUUGCAGAGCGGAAAGGCAUAUUAUUCAUUCACACACAAAAUAACUGAACUUCGUCUUUAAAAAAAAACAUAUAUAUACAUAAACAAAAAAAAAUGGAAAAAAUCUUUAAAAAAAAGUAUAACAAAAAUCAAGUAUUUAUGCUUAAUAUAAUUUUCAACUAUUCUUAUUCUAUAUUAUAAUUAUUAUUUUAUGUUAUCUUUAAACAAAACAAACAUGAUGAAAAAAGAAAGAAAACAAAAAUUAUGAAAUUUA